GCGCCAUAAAGCAGGAUGUUGGUCUCGCCAGCUGUGCCAAAUCGAAUGUGGAAGCUGGUGGCUUUGACUCUAGCAGCAGCCUGCUGCAUUGUUCUGGGUGAGGAGUGUCCCUGCAACAUCAGUGGGAACAAGCUCAUCUGUACUGGUAUCAAACUUGAUGCUUCACCACCGGAGUCUUGCUUUGCAGGUAAAUCAAUAAAACAGCUAGUAAUUUCAAGACUACAAGAAGGUGGAUUUAAGACACUGCAGUUGCCAUCAUCACAGUACUGUGCCAGUUUGGAAAAAAUCAUUGUGACAGACGUAGCCAAACUCUGGGAGGUGGAGGGUCUGUCACACUGCCCACAGAUUAGGCAGGUUAUAGUAAAAUCAUGCGCUCUUAAGCAGCUACCAUCAGUGACUGGUCUUGCAAAUCUGAAAGAUGUUGUCCUCCGUAACAAUGAAAUCAGUGAAAUUCCAGCUGAUGCCUUUGCCACCAACCCCAGUCUUGAAGAGGUGAAUCUUUCAUACAAUAAAAUUUCAGAAGUUCCAGAAACAAUAUUUGCAAAUAAUCCCAAGCUAGAUGAAGUGGACUUAUCAUACAACAAGAUUACCACCUUGCCAUCUGGUCUAUUUUCUCACAAUCCCAAACUGGAAGAACUCGAACUUACCCAUAAUGGCCUUACUUCAUUGCCAUCAGACAUUUUCAAAAACAAUCGCAAGCUGGAGAAAAUUGACAUUAGCAGCAAUAAGCUGAAAUCUCUACCUGAAAGAGUGUUUGAUGGACUGGUUGAGCUGGAAGACCUGUACAUAUCAGGAAAUGAACUAGAAUCUUUGCCUCCACAUCUGCUAGAUCCUCUUGUUAAACUUGAAGAUCUCCUGCUACAGGACAAUUUACUGACAGAGCUUCCACCUACACUACUCAGCAGCCUGACUCAUCUUGAAAAACUGAAUGUAUCCAACAAUAAACUGGAAAGGUUGCCUGAAGGACUGUGUGCUUCCAACAGAAGGCUGGAGAAAUUAGAUGUUAGUGGCAACUAUUUAACUGAAAUUCCUAGUGAUCUCUUGAGUUCUGCAUCCCGGUUGGAAAAAUUGGCACUCUGUCAUAACAAGCUGACAACUCUGCCAUCAGGACUACUCAGUUCUGCAACACGACUGAAAUAUCUCUGGGCUGAGUCCAACAAAAUCUCAUCACUGCCUGCAGAUUUUUUCAGGAACACAGCCAAGUUGGAAACACUUGAUCUGUCAGAAAACCACCUGACAGACCUUCCUGAAGGCAUCCUGUCUCCGCUAACUAAACUGCGGUCUCUGCUGCUUGCAAACAAUGAGCUCACAAGCUUGAAACCUGUGUGGUGGCAAGGGAACUCAUUGAGAAAACUGUCCUACCUUGAUGUUUCUGGCAAUAAGAUACACACACUGCCAGAAGAUUAUGAACUGGAGAAAGUGUUGGUAGACCUUGAUAAACUUGGGCUAAACAACAACCCAUGGAAAUGCGACUGCAGUCUGAAGCCAGUACUGGACAAGCUGGCUGCUAAAGGACGCCUUCAGCCAUCUGUACUUCUGGCACCAUCGCUGUGUGCAGAGCCAUCAGAGGUGAAGGGAAAGGCACUCACGGACUGGAGAACAAUUGCUGACUGUCAUUAAUUUAUUAUAUACACUCUUUAUAACCAUGUAUGCUAAAUACAGGCAAUUUUUGUAGUAAAA
Molecule: messenger RNA, 1680 nt
Organism: Schistocerca cancellata (South American locust)
Lineage: Eukaryota; Metazoa; Arthropoda; Insecta; Orthoptera; Acrididae
Product: carboxypeptidase N subunit 2-like
Exons: 10
Coding region: 16-1620 (534 amino acids)
Molecular function (GO): protein binding
Source: RefSeq, a predicted model, not a curated record